Musca domestica (house fly) is the source of this 463-nucleotide messenger RNA. RefSeq names its product probable small nuclear ribonucleoprotein G. Gene Ontology annotation, cellular component: U12-type spliceosomal complex; spliceosomal tri-snRNP complex; U5 snRNP. The record is from RefSeq and is a predicted model, not a curated record. Gene Ontology annotation, molecular function: RNA binding. NCBI's taxonomy places the organism in Eukaryota, Metazoa, Arthropoda, Insecta, Diptera, Muscidae. Gene Ontology annotation, biological process: spliceosomal snRNP assembly; mRNA splicing, via spliceosome. Bases 126 to 356 code for a protein of 76 amino acids. The transcript has 2 exons.
CAAAAUGAGUUGGCAACGCACUGCUUAAAAUUGCAACUCUGCAACACACGCCAAAAAUAUUUUUUGCGGCUUGAUUAAUUUUUUCGAGAUUAUACGUUUAGUUUUUUCUGAAGAAACGCUAAAAUAUGUCGAAAGCACAUCCCCCAGAACUUAAAAAGUACAUGGAUAAACGCAUGUUGCUUAAGCUGAACGGUGGCCGUUCCGUAGCUGGUAUACUGCGUGGAUUUGAUCCUUUCAUGAAUGUGGUGCUCGACGAGACAGUGGAAGAGUGCAAAGACAGUACCCGCAACAACAUUGGUAUGGUUGUUAUUCGUGGCAACAGCAUUGUUAUGGUCGAGGCCCUGGACCGGGUCUAGAGCGACUUUUGGGCACUACAAAGCAGAUUAAUUAGAAUAAGUUAUACCCUAUAUGGUAUGUGUAUUUUUGAUAUCAUAAAAUAAAACUAUUUCAGCUAAGAAACAUA